ACACCCGCUCCACUCUCCGUCUCUCCCUCCCUCCCUCUUUAUCCUCCCGGUCACUGGUAACGCGCCCACUCACUCCCUCGCAUCACACUCCUCCAUAACUCCCCCGCGCGCAUGGGCGAUCCCCGGGCCCGCCCGUCCGCCGUGGCCGCCGGCGAGCUGCGGCCGCCGGAGCCGCCGCUGGACCCGCUCGAGUUCCUCUCCCGGUCCUGGAGCGCGUCCGGGCGCGCGUUCGCGCCCCCGCCGCCGACGCCCCCGCCGGCCGCGCUCGUCAGCCCCAUCGCCGAGGACGCCGCGUGCGAGCUCGAGGACUGCGGCGUCGCCGCCGCGUCCGGGAGCUCCUUCUCCUUCGCGUCCGCGGCCACGUCGCAGCUCAUCAUGGAACGGAUCCUCGCGCAAUCCCAGGAAGUGGCGCCGCUCACCUCCGGCCGGCUCUCGCACAGCAGCGGCCCCCUCAACGGCGGCGGCUCCCUCUCCGACAGCCCGCCGGUCUCGCCGGAGAUCGAUGACGCAAAGUACUGCAGAGCAGUGAGCACGCCGAAGCCGCAGGCGUACCGGCCGGGCAACAAGACGGUGGGCCGGUGGCUCAAGGACCGGAAGGAGAAGAAGAAAGAGGAGACGCGGGCGCACAACGCGCAGGUCCACGCUGCCGUCUCGGUGGCUGCAGUGGCCGCUGCGGUGGCGGCUGUGGCUGCCGCGACAGCCGCGGCCUCAGGGUCCGGCAAAGACGACCGCGCCGCGCGCACCGACAUGGCCGUGGCGUCGGCAGCCACGCUCGUGGCCGCGCAGUGCGUGGAGGCUGCGGAGUCCAUGGGCGCCGAGCGCGAGCACCUGGAGGCGGUCGUUGGGUCCGCCGUGAACGUCCGGACGCCUGGAGACAUCGUCACGGUCACAGCCGCUGCUGCAACUGCGUUGAGAGGCGCGGCGACGUUGAAGGCGAGGGCUCUGAAGGAGGUGUGGAACAUCGCGGCGGUGAUCCCGGUGGAGAAGGGCGCGGUGGGGGGCGGCGGGCACCACCAGAAGCACGGCGCGCUGCCGAAGCUGCAGCAGCACCGCAAGCUGGAGAGCAACGGCAGCAGCAUCAGCGACGACGUCUCGCUGGAGGAGGAGAACAACUUCCUGGGCAUCUGCAGCCAGGAGCUGCUCGCCCGCGGCACCGAGCUGCUCAAGCGCACCCGGAAAGGCGCACUGCACUGGAAGGUUGUGUCGGUGUACAUCAACCGGAUGGGCCUGGUGAUGCUGAAAAUGAAGAGCCGGCAUGUCGCGGGGACGAUCACCAAGAAGAAGAAAAGUGUGGUAAUCGACGUGUGCCGGGACGUCCCGGCGUGGCCCGGCCGGCACCUGCUGGAGGACGGCGAGCACCGGCGCUACUUCGGCCUGCGCACCGCCGAGCACCGUGUGAUCGAGUUCGAGUGCACCAGCCAGCGGGAGUACGAGAUGUGGACCAAGGGCGUCGCGCGCCUCCUCACCAUCGCCGGCGACCGGAAGCGCCUCGCGUGACCCCGCCAUGACCUCGACGGUCGCCAUCGUCGUCGCCAACCUGCAGACGCUCUCCGCCCCGCGGUGGCCUGGGCCCCAUCCAUCAUCGCCCCGUGGUUGUUGUUUGCUGCUAGGCUGUAGAUGCGAGAGGCCGUCGACGGCAGCACAGCAGAGCGACAUGGGCGUUGGGGGGUGCACCCCACAGGAUAGAUGUAGCUAGGGGGAUCCUGUUGCUGUUGCUGUUGCUGUUAGGGCGCAAGAUUGAAGUGAGUGAGUCGAUGGGUUGCGGUGUUGGUUUGCGGGGAAUGCGUCGCCGGUGCAUGGGGUGCCAUCCCUCCCUCCCGGAGUGAGAUUGAGAGGACGCAGUUGCCUGUGCUCUUCCCUCUUGCUCUGUCUCUCUUGUAAGUUUUGCUGCUGCUUUUUUUUUUUGUUUCUUUUUUUCUGGUUGGGUUUGGGGUGUGGCCAUACUGGAACUGUAGCUGGUAAAGGAUAAGUGCUUUGUUCUGGUAGUAGCAAGUAACUCUGUAGUUACCGUAGUAAUCACCGGGUAAAUUAAGCACAUGUUCAUCCCAUC
Messenger RNA from Setaria italica (foxtail millet), 2050 nucleotides. Its product is annotated as VAN3-binding protein. Gene Ontology annotation, biological process: leaf vascular tissue pattern formation; phloem or xylem histogenesis; auxin-activated signaling pathway. The record is from RefSeq and is a predicted model, not a curated record. NCBI's taxonomy places the organism in Eukaryota, Viridiplantae, Streptophyta, Magnoliopsida, Poales, Poaceae. The transcript is spliced from 7 exons. Bases 112 to 1497 code for a protein of 461 amino acids.